CAAAGUUGUUAACAUGCACGAUUUUAAUUAAAAUUUACGUAUAUAUAUUCUGCAUGAAGUGGACGAUUUGGUUAUAUACCAUAGCGUAUGCCAUUGCUGACUAUCACUAUGAUCUUGAAGGUGGUGUCUUUAUUUGCCUGCCUUAUUAUGGUGUCCAUGGCAUGGCAAAAUGACUAUGAUAGAAAUCUAGAGUUUGUCUGCCCGACGGGUCAGUCUAUAAGCCGGAUACAGAGUAAACAUCACAACCAUUACGAAGACAGAGUAUGGCAAUUCAGUUGUAGCAACAAAGGACGACUUGGCCAUUGUAAAUGGUUUUAUAAUGUGAAUGAAUAUGACGGUGUACUGUUUUUCCAAUGUCCCAACUUUGGACAUAUUGUUGCUACCAGAAGCCACCACGACAAUCAUCGCGAAGACAGAAGAUUUAGUUUUAAAUGUUGCGCCCCAAAGAACGGUUAG
Patella vulgata (common limpet) is the source of this 456-nucleotide messenger RNA. RefSeq names its product hemagglutinin/amebocyte aggregation factor. Lineage: Eukaryota; Metazoa; Mollusca; Gastropoda; Patellidae. The coding region runs from base 88 to 456 and encodes 122 amino acids. The transcript has 3 exons. The record is from RefSeq and is a predicted model, not a curated record.